AUCACGAAAUACAUACUGUUUGUCACCUUUGUUGGUGUGGCUGUGAUUGCCUUCCCCAUCAAUGCUGCUGCUGCUGCUGACAAGAUCGUGGGAGGCUACACCUGUGCAGAGAACUCUGUCCCCUAUCAGGUGUCCCUGGAUUCUGGGUAUCACUUCUGUGGAGGUUCCGUCAUCAACAGCCAGUGGGUCCUGUCAGCUGCUCCCUGCUACAAGUCUCGCAUCCAAGUGCAGCUCUGGAAAAAUAACCUGGCGCUCUUAGAAUCGACAGAGCAGUUGAUUAGUUCAGCUAAAGUAAUCUGCCACUCUGGCUACAGCUCCGCAACACUGGACAAUGACAUUAUGCUCAUCAAAUUUGCCAAACCAGCCCAGCUCAACUGAGCUGUCCAAACAGUUCCUCUGCCUACCAGCUGUGUGACCACAGGCACCGAAUGCCUAGUCUCUGGCUGGGGCAACACACUCAAGUACUCUGUGGGAAUGUACAAUCCAUAUCCAGACACCUUGCAGUGCCUGAAGGCUCCUGUACGCUCUUCAAGCGAGUGCACCAAAGCCUACCCUGGGCAAAUUACCAAGAACAUGAUAUGUGUAGGAUUCAUGAAGAGAGGGAAGGACUCCUGCCAG
This is a messenger RNA of Balearica regulorum gibbericeps (East African grey crowned-crane), 618 nucleotides long. The record is from RefSeq and is a predicted model, not a curated record. NCBI's taxonomy places the organism in Eukaryota, Metazoa, Chordata, Aves, Gruiformes, Gruidae.